Molecule: messenger RNA, 953 nt
Organism: Eruca vesicaria subsp. sativa (arugula)
Lineage: Eukaryota; Viridiplantae; Streptophyta; Magnoliopsida; Brassicales; Brassicaceae
Source: the annotation of a GenBank genome assembly
AAAGUCUUCAUCUUCAUCUUGAACUCUAACACAAAACAGAGAAAGAGAGAGAGACAUAUAGCAAAUUAAAGCCACAAUUUUUCGAUCUAAUCAUCUUCUCCACUUCAAACCCAUUUCUCAAAACGUAUUUUUAAAUCAUAAAAUCUCCAAAAGUUUUCAUUUUGUUUCUGAAUAACAAUGAAGAGGCUCAGAGGUUUCAAGAUCGGACACAGAUUCGUGAAGAUCUUCAAAUGGAUAAUCCGAAGUAGAAGAAUCCAACCCGGGAAACGCCAAUGCCUAACCGGAAUUCUCAACCCAGUUUCAAAAAUAUGUUCUUUAGCACGGUGUCUCCGUCGUGGAGCUAAUAGACUAUGCGGAGGAAAGAAAACGGGUCAGACCCGGUUGGGUCACGAACCAAAACCGGUUGCUGUUCCCAAGGGACAUUUAGUUGUUCAUGUCGGAGAAUCUGGUGAUGAUACGCGGCGAGUGGUGGUUCCGGUGAUUUAUUUUAACCAUCCUCUGUUCGGAGAGUUGCUGGAACAGGCGGAGCGGGUUUACGGGUUUGAUCAAACGGGUCGGAUUACGAUACCUUGUCGUGUAUCGGAUUUUGAGAAGGUUCAGAUGAGGAUCGCCGCAUGGGAUCGUUGCCGACAGAAGCGGACUUUCAAGAUUAUUUAAUUUUGACUUUCACAAAAUAAAUAAAUAAAUAUUUAGCUUUUUAUUAAUAGUGGAGGAAAAAAAAGUACAAAUGUCAAUUAGAGAGAUGAGAACCUCCCCUCCACUUAAUGUUGAUUAUCAGCUAAUAACAUCAUAGGUUAUACAAACUACAUCUUAUGUUAUAUUUGUAAUGAUAAAACUACUUUAUAUAUUGUAAUACAGAAAGUGGAAACUUUGGAUUCCAGCUAGAUAUCUAUGUUGUUUUUUCUUCUUAGUACACAAGUGAUAUUGUGUGGCAUCUGUCAUGACUAUCAAAU